Molecule: messenger RNA, 6852 nt
Organism: Labrus bergylta (ballan wrasse)
Lineage: Eukaryota; Metazoa; Chordata; Actinopteri; Labriformes; Labridae
Source: RefSeq, a predicted model, not a curated record
ACAUCGCAAGGUUUCGACGACGUUGGUAUGAAAUGGCAGAAACUGCUUGUGUCACGGAAGCACAAAGAUUAGACUACGUAGAAGCUACAGAUGUAUUUUGUGAUGACCCUGGCCUGCUAGUGUGAGGGAAACGAGAGUGUAGCUGCUGGAAAAGAAAGGAUUAAAGAGCUGUUUUCUCUCUAAAAAAACCCCCCCCACACCGUCCGGGUUGAGUCUCCGGGAGGCAGAAACAGCGACUGCGGGUCGACACUGUUGGAUUAACCGGAGAGGGGUCUUGAGAGGAGAGCUCAUCUUGGAUGCCACAGCGCAGGUCCAAGGCUUCACCAUGAACCGGAACAAGCGUGAAAAGGAGUACUACAGUAUAGAUGUAGGAGAUUCAACUUUUAUGGUUUUAAAGCGCUACCAGAACCUCAGACCCAUCGGAUCAGGAGCACAGGGAAUAGUCUGCUCAGCGUAUGAUCACAACUUUGAAAGGAAUGUUGCCAUCAAGAAACUGAGCCGACCAUUUCAGAAUCAAACUCACGCGAAGCGGGCCUACAGAGAACUGGUGCUCAUGAAAUGUGUCAACCACAAGAACGUAAGAGGGCUAUUAAAUGUAUUCACACCACAGAAGACACUGGAAGAAUUCCAAGACGUGUAUCUGGUGAUGGAGCUGAUGGAUGCUAACCUCUGCCAGGUGAUCCAGAUGGAGCUGGACCACGAGAGGCUGUCCUACCUGCUCUACCAGAUGCUGUGUGGAAUCAAACACCUGCACGCUGCUGGCAUCAUACACAGGGAUCUGAAGCCCAGCAACAUAGUGGUGAAAUCAGACUGCACACUGAAGAUCCUGGACUUUGGCCUGGCCAGGACAGCCGCCACUGGCCUCCUCAUGACACCCUAUGUGGUCACCCGCUACUACCGCGCCCCUGAAGUCAUCCUGGGCAUGGGCUACCAGGCCAAUGUUGAUGUCUGGUCUGUUGGCUGCAUCAUGGCUGAAAUGGUCCGGGGUAGUGUGUUGUUUCCAGGCACUGAUCAUAUCGACCAGUGGAAUAAGGUGAUCGAGCAGCUCGGGACUCCGUCUCAGGAGUUCCUGAUGAAGCUCAACCAGUCUGUGAGGACCUACGUGGAGAACAGGCCCCGGUAUGCCGGCUACAGCUUUGAGAAGCUCUUCCCUGAUGUUCUGUUUCCUGCAGACUCUGAACACAACAAACUGAAAGCGAGCCAAGCUCGAGACCUUCUUUCAAAGAUGCUGGUAAUAGACGCAUCAAAGCGGAUCUCAGUGGAUGAGGCUCUCCAGCAUCCCUAUAUCAACGUGUGGUAUGACCCCACUGAAGUGGAGGCACCGCCACCAGUAAUCACAGACAAGCAGCUCGAUGAGAGAGAGCACACAGUGGAGGAGUGGAAAGAGUUGAUAUACAAAGAAGUGUUUGACUGGGAAGAGAGGACAAAGAAUGGUGUCAUCAGGGGACAGCCAGCGUCCAUAGGUGCAGCAGUGAGCAGCGGCCCCGAGCAGCACCACCAGCACCACACCUCCACCUCCGCCUCCUCCUCCAUGACCACCGGCCCCACCCUGACUGACACUGACAGCAGCCUGAAGACGGCCAGCACCACCCCUGUUGCUGCCGCUGCUGCUGCUGCUACAGCCGCCGCCCCCUUGGGCUGCUGCAGAUGACUAUCAUCUACACCUCCACCUGGUUCUAGGCGGAGCCUCCUGGUCAAAUCCCAGACCAAAAGCUCAACACUGGCUCCUGGCCCCGCCCCUUGCAUUCGCCUCUUCCCAUCCCCCCAUCCUCUCUGUGCUUGUCUUCAGUAGUGUAGCGAUUAGCCAGCUAGCUGUUUGAGAAAUAUUUCUUAGAGGGACAGAUACUUUUUUCUUUUCUUUUUUUAUUACUGUUAUAGUCUUUUUUUAAAUAAGGAUUUUUCUCUUCCUUUGAGUCCUAGCUGUAAUUUAUUGUGGCAUUUUCUUAAUUUUUUCAGAAACCUAAGACGAUGAUAAGAGAAUUUUUAUGAUUUCACGUUGUUCUGGUUUGUAUUAACCGACAGUGAGACUUUCAAGAACUAUCUGUAAGAUGUUUUAAUGUGAUCUAUAUUUUUCUGUUGGAAGUCAUUUGGUUCACUUGUAAGCUCAUGCUUUUACAACUUGCCAUAUCAAUGUAGAUUCAGUUUGUACAGAUUUGAUGGUAGAUGUAGUUUUUCUUUGAUACGAGUUUGCAGUGAGCCAUUGAAACAUAAUUGGAUUGACAAACGUACGGUCUUAGUAACCCCCUCAUUUUUAUUUUAUUUCAUGAAAUAUGCUGAUUGUUUUCAAUGCAUAUGACAUAUUUUUUUUUUUUUAAGUUCAUUCUUGCUCGUAAUGUUUUUCUUUUUCUUUGAGUCACUACUACUUCCUACAUUUUAAAUUUGAAUUGAAAGUAAGCUUUAUCAUUUGCUUAAUCUAAACCUUCUAGUCAGACAUGAUGUUUUUUUUUCACUCCUCAUGGGAUUCAGUGACCUUCUACAUUUAGCUAAGGGAACGAUAAUGGCACCGCUAGGUCCCGCGAGAUAACUAGGAGCGUUUUCGAUUGCUGUUUUCUGUGUUUUUAAGUGCUUUUAAAGUACCUCCUCCUCUUAUGUGCAACAGGCUGUGACUUUGGGGAACUGGAGUGGUGGUAUUGCUUUGGAGGACUGGAUUAAAGAGGCUCUUUCAUGUUCCCCUAAAGCUUCCUUUAACAGUGAGGUAUUGCUUCAGAUAAACUGUUUGUGAUCCCACAAUGGGGGGGGGGAAUUAUGGUGAAGGACUUGGGAAUGUUUUUUUUUUGUCGUGCUUUGGGAGGGUUUCGGAGAUGUAGACGAGCUGGGAGAGGUUGUAAAGUCGGUGGCGGUGUAAGUAGAGUGUGCUUUUUUUAGUAAAGUAGGGAUUGUGGUAUUCAGAAAGCUUGUGAACGUGAUGAUAUUCAGUGUCUUGGGUGGAUAGUGAUUCUGCAGCCUGAUGGGACGGAGCGAAAAGAUGUCGACUUCCUACAACCAGAUCCUGUCCUCAUUUUGUGAAUUUGGACAUUUAAAGUGAAUUUUUUUUCUACAAGUCAGCCAAACUCUUGGUGCACCAGAUUUGCCUCCAAUUGUGAAUGGAACUCAAAAAAACCUAAAAGCUUGCAUGUGAAACAGCAGCAGCACAAACCACCAGUAAAAAAAAAAAAGAAACAAAGAAUUCUUACUGUAUGCAGUAAGAGUGCCCUUUUUUUGGAGUCUUUUUGAUUUAGCAUUGAAAGGAAAAGUGCCUGUUUGUCAUUCAUUCCUGUAUAUGUGAGCGUUCAGUGGUUUGGUUAGGUUGUCAUAGCGUCUGGAUAACAACAGUAGCUUCCAUAUCAAGCUAAUCGUGUAUGAUGGGGGUUGUGGUUGUCACAAAUGUGUCGUAUAUUUUUCUACUUGUUUUGAGUUGGACCCCCUGAGCGGGAGACGUUUUUUUGUCUUGCAGGGUAAGAAGGUGAUGGCGUAUACGUCGAGAUGCUUAAGCGUGUGUUUGAGUCAUUUCAGAAGAACAGGCAGUGUAAUAAGGUGUUUCAUCAAAGUACAAAGAAGCGUUUCUUUGCAGUGACGGCAAACGAGUAUACCUUUUUUUUUUUUUGGGAAUUUCUUUGAGUGCUAAUUUAAUACGAGGAUUGCAGAGAGAAGAAUGGACAUGACGGAUGUGUUUGACACAUUUUAACUACUGGAUCAAAGUAAACAAGUGAACUCUGAGAUUGUGUCAUCAGUAUAUGUUACCGCUCCACUAGUUCAGGCGAUUGCGCUAGGGAUCGCGCUGGAGCGUUCAACUCGCCGCUCAAUGGGCGUAUACCCAAUGAAAAGUGGGUUUAGUUUGAUUUUCUCCUGGACCUCUCCAACCACUCUUGAAAGUCAAGUUAAAUAGGAGACAUAGCCUCAAUGAAUGCACCUGAUUGGAUAAAGACGCAGCCAGUCCAGGCGGUCCCUGGGCUCGUUUGCGUAGAAUAGAGCUCUGGUAUAUUCUUGUCCGGCGAACGUGCAAAGAUCCCAGAAUGCACCGCGUGACUGCCUCUCUGGUUCUUCAUAGGAAAAGAAUAGAAAGAGUUAAGAUGCUAGCCGUCGUCUGAACCAGUGGAGCUGUACGGUUAGACUGUCAGAAGGCAGAGUGAGGCUUUUAUGAUGAGCACAUUAGACAGGCAGAGCCAAAAUCCCCAGAGAUUCUGAUCAGAUCUAUCCUCUAACCGUCAUUACCCAAGUUGUAACUCACCAUGUUAGCCUCCAACUGUAAAGGCAAGUUAUGCAGAAUCUUUAUUUUUUUUUUAUUUUUAUUUUUUUAAACUUUUAUAGAUCAUGAAUAUCAUGAUCAUAAACAAAAGUAGUGCAUGUAUUUUUUGAUUUUCAUGGAUGCUCAACCUCUCGAGGUUUCACUCAGCCAGUUUGUCUGCUUGGACGAUUUGUAAAAAACCCAAACUAAGGAUUUUUUUGUUUGUUUUGCUGUCAUGGAUCACGAGCAGGUGUUCAGGAUGUUUAAGGAAGAUGCAUACACAUGACUUUGCAUAACUUUGUUUAACCUGUAACGGUGUUGUCUGUCAGGAAUCUGUCUCAGUUAUGCAGAAACAAAAUAAUUGUAGGCGAUUUAAAGAAGACAGACUUGACAAACUUAUUGUCUGCAAACAACUAAAGGUUAGCGCUGAUAGAAUCUUAUUGAAAAGCAGGAUUUCUUAUAUACUGACAAUACUGUGGCUUCUUCUCCACAUCAACAUCUGGACUUGCACCAGCUGUUUGUGAAUCUACGACUAAGUUAGUUUGUGUGUCCCCUUUCUAAGUGCUAGUUUCAGCUAGUGACAACUUAGAUUAGGUUUCACCAUUAAAACUAAAGAAGUGUUAGCUUACGUAUUGUUCAUGAACAAUUUACAAAUGUAAUUCCUCUGGAACCUCUGAAUAAUUUUUUGAUUUUCCAAAAGGUGCAGAAUGAAAUGCCUCGGUGUUACAACAUGAACACAGAGCAUUGAUAUGUGUCUUAACAGUUUGCUAUAGUGAAGGAAGCUAGUUCCAUCUGCCAACUCAUAAUGCUGAUCUAUCACAAUAUACAAAACAUUUAGCCUGAUAGAAAUCAGUAGCUAGCACUGACCAUUUGUAUGUCACCUAAGCUACCCUCAUUAGAAGGUAAUAUAUAUGUGAGCUCAAAUGAGCCAUGUCACUGAGCACAGAACCAGGCCUGGUUCUACGAGGGUGCAAAACGUUGCAGUGCACCCUCAUUUUAAAUUCCUGCAUCCUCAAUUGAUUGGAUGCAAAAAAAAAAAAUACACCAAUCUUUUUUUUAGAUGCUGGCCUGGACCGAACAACUUGAAUAAUAAAAGCUAAUUUUAGCUUUGUGUGUUUAUAUUAACAGUUAAUGUUUAAUGCAGGAUAUGAACCUGGAAAUGCUAGCUUUAAACUUAGCAGUAACAGGGUGUACAUAUUAGAAAAAACUUUAUAAUAAGUAGUUAAUUUGUUUAGUGAAAUGUAAAUCUCCACCUUAUAAACUCUUUGAGUUCUAACUAUGUUUGAACUUCACUUAGUGUACGGUAACAAACAGCUGGUGCAACUUGCUUCCAUUCUCCUCUCAGCAGAAUCUAAAGGGAACGUUUGAGUUAUGAUGUAAGCGGAGUUUUCAGCUGCUGACAGGUUCACACAGAACAAAGCCAAAUUCUCUUUGGAGUCAGUUAUUGAAGAUUUAAAGAGCAAACGAGAAUGGCUAGUCCUUUCUUUCAUAUGAAGAAGUAUUAGGAUCAAUGAUAAGUGAGGAGUUAAUAAUGACUCAGUGUCACAUCUAUGAGGGAGACAGUGAUUCAUAUGUACCCAUGUGUCAUAUUAGCCCAUUUCUCAUAUUAAUAAAUUCAUCACAUUAGCUCAAAUAAUGAGGACACGCCUCUUUUUGUCUAAAGUGCUCUUAAUUUUCUCGGCCUGUAUCGUGGGGCUUUAAUCAGAGUAUUUUUGUCUUCUUCUUGUGCUUAGGUUGUUGUUGCUUUUUUGAAGAAAAAAAACCCCUAUAAUUACUGCAUCUCUCCAAACGACGUCAUUCUGAUUUGAGUUGGCUUUGAUGAACUACCUCAUGCUGAAUUUCUGCCAGUUCUCGCAUAUACUUAGUCGCCUGCAGAAUUAGCUAUCGAAGACGUGUGAAUAACAGAUUCCAUUAUUUAUUUAUUUGAAAGUGUACUAUUUGUUGGUUUCAACAGACUUCUAGUUUUGUACAUUAUGUAUACUUCACCUAGAAGUAAGAGAAUUGUUAUAUGUAUUUUUUUUUCUUUCUUUUGUUUUGAAACUAAAUGUGCAAUACCUUCAGCAAACUGUGCUAGUAGUCUGUGAUGAGCCUUUGUUAGCUGUCUCCUGAAGGUAAAGAAAAUGUUUGGUACUGUCAAUCCAUGUUUUCCUUUUUUUUUUUUUAAAUGAAUAAGAUCAAUUUUUAUUUCUGUGACUUAUUUAUAGUCAUGAUGUUACGUAAUCAGUCUUACCCACCGAACAAACCUGUUGGCCAAGGCUUGAUACGGAGACAGGAAGUCCAGCAAGUUUCAACCCCAGCUAACAGACUUUGAUUUACGGAUGUGGUAAGGACAAUAAUGUUAAUAGACACACACACACACACACACACACACACACACACACACACACACACACACACACACACACACACACAACACACACACACACACACACACACACACACACACACAAAAAGAUGAGUAAAAUACCUACAAGAAAUCAUUAUAUGUAUGGUGCUGGUUUGUUAUGUUUGCUAGUGAAUCCAGCCAUGCAAGUAGUUUUAAGAAUUCCCUGGAUCUGCGCGUCCUAAAAACCGCAACCAACGAAGAAGUGCACUACUAGAAUACAUGCACUGGGAUCUGAUGAUGCCACCUCUUUAAAAAAAAAAAA